Solanum tuberosum (potato) is the source of this 507-nucleotide messenger RNA. RefSeq lists its product as uncharacterized. The transcript has a single exon. Bases 1 to 507 code for a protein of 168 amino acids. NCBI's taxonomy places the organism in Eukaryota, Viridiplantae, Streptophyta, Magnoliopsida, Solanales, Solanaceae. The record is from RefSeq and is a predicted model, not a curated record.
AUGUUGUUAACGAGGGGUAACACAAAUUUUCCUGAUGACGGAUCGGAAAAUAUCAGUGCAUACAAGAAGUGGAAGCAGAUUAAUGCGAAGGCGGAGUUCAUUCUGAAGAGGACAAUCUCCUUUGAUUUAUUCGAUCAUAUUAUAAAGUGUAAAUCAGCUCAUGAAAUAUGGAGAACCCUCGAUCGCUUGUUCAACAAGAAGAAUGAAGCUCGGCUGCAAAUAUUGGAGAAUGAAUUGGCUAACACCACUCAAGGUAACAUUUCUAUCGCCGAGUACUUUUUGAAGAUUAAGAACUUAUGUUCCGAGAUAUCUUUGUUGAAUUCGGAAGAGGCUAUCUCUGAAGCACGAUUGAGAAAAAUUAUCAUUCGUGGUUUGAAACCUGAAUAUAUUCCAUUUGUGACGUCCAUUCAAAGAUGGGCUCAACAACCAUCUUUGGAGGAAUUUGAGAAUUUUUUGUCGUCACAAGAGUUACUAGACAAACAGUUGGCUGGUGUAUUCGUCAAAUAG